Molecule: messenger RNA, 570 nt
Organism: Nerophis lumbriciformis (worm pipefish)
Lineage: Eukaryota; Metazoa; Chordata; Actinopteri; Syngnathiformes; Syngnathidae
Source: RefSeq, a predicted model, not a curated record
AUGUGUGAAAGCGACGACGUCACGCCAAGUUGCUACGAACUGGACAAGGUCCUUAAUCGGGGGUGCGCGGCAUACGCGCCUUAUAAUGAAGUGUGGCCUCAAGUGUACAUUGGUGACGAGGCGACUGCAAAAGACAAAUUCAAUCUGAAAAAACUCGGCAUCACGCAUGUGCUGAACGCAGCAGAGGGCACGUGGAACAACGUGGACACUGGCGCCAGUUACUACGGCGACAUGGGUGUGGUUUACCAUGGUGUGGUGGCGGCAGACACGCCCUCUUUUGACCUGAGCCAGUACUUUAUUACCGCAUCCCACUUUAUCGGAACAGCACUAGCUGACCCGAACAACAAAUUGCUGGUGCAUUGUGUGAUGGGCAGGAGUCGUUCGGCCACGCUGUUCCUGGCUUAUCUGAUGAUCAGCGAGGGAAUGACGCUGGCUGAUGCGGCGGACCACGUGAAGACGCGCCGAAGGAUAUUACCCAAUUGGGGCUUCCUCAAGCAGCUGAGGGAGUUGGACACAAAGCUCCAAAACCAACGACAGGGUGCCAAAUGUAUCGGCUCAGAGUCCAGAUAA